GUUCCUCUCGCCCAAGCCCUAGUCCCCCGACACGCCGCCCUUUUUUGUGCAUUCACGUUUAGUUAGAGUUUAGGGAGGUGUUGGCGUGCAGAUGUCUGACCGGGAGUUCCCCCUGCCCCCUUACGAGUUGGGAAGGUUCCCCCGUGGCUGUCCUGGUCGUGGGCAGUCAGCGCUGGGGCACAGAUGGCUCUCAAGGCUCUCCCACUGGUGACGGGCGGCUCCUGGGCACUUAGCCGACAAGGCCGGCCCGCCUGGCCGUGAGCAGCCUCCGUCCUGACCAACACUGUCGUCCCCCCAGCAGGCUCCUGUCCUGACUGGGGCUGCGCUCUACCCAGGGGCUGGCCGACGGGUGUUGGGAUCCGAGUCCCCCGUGUCCCUCCUGCACAGUGGGGCCCAGAGGCUCGCCUGGUCUGGCAGCCCCGAGGGUGUAACAGCGUUAGUUGUCUGCGCUCCUCUUGGUCAAGAGCAAAGCUUGGAGUCCUGGCAACUGUUUGAGAAAGGCCCGAGCACGUCCUCGGCUCCCUUUCAGUCCAUCCGCGGGGCCUCCUUUCAGCACAGGCGGGUGCGGAUCUGUGCCCACUGGACCAGUGGUGGGGCAGGAAUGAGGCCAGCCAGGGCCUCCACUUCUACCCCAGGCCCCGGCCCCUGGACCAGCUGUUUCUGGGCCCAAAGCAGCCACAUCAUCAAAUGCACACGAGGCGUGGACAGUCGAGUGCCCUUGGCCAGGGGCUGGUGGAGCGCUUACGGGCGGGGCUCUUCGGGUCCCCGGAGGCAGCCAGUCAUUUGGUCACCGUCAUGCUGGCCAGUUUGGUCAUGAGCUCAAGUGCAGUCAGGUUUGGGGUGUUUCCCUGGCAGGUGGAGAUGACUGUGAAGCCGACCUCCAGAGUCUGCCAAGGGGAGGGGCCCUUCGGUGCACGGUUAGCUACCCUUGCGUCUGUGCGACAUCUCACCAUGGCGCACACAGCUGCGGGCGCAGACCCAGGCCGCUCCCACCCCCAGAGCUGCCGUGGUUUGAGGCCAGCUGGGGUCAGAGUGUGCGGCCAGGGGAGGCUGUGGGAGCCCCUCCUCAGAGCAGCCCUUGGCUUUCCCUGCCUGCCCCACCAGCGCCCGGCAGAGGCCUCGCCCGGCCAGGGCGUGAACAGUAGAAAGGGGUCAGAGGUCCAAGUAGGACCUUGGGGAGGAUCUCCUGACUCUGAACAAGAAUUGAGAAAAGUCACCGCUCUUUCUCCCUUUUCACUUUGGACUCCCCCGUUAUUUCAGCAGCUCCGAGAUAGACGCAUCGCAGGCUGACGUCCCUGCUUAGAUGUUUUCGCUUGUUAGAAAUAGCUCUGUGAAUGUAAAACUGGGAACCGUUCCCCUUAGGAGUCAUAGCUCCGGCCUCAGCUGAGUUUGGUGGGUUCUCCUUGUUACCACGUGACCUGUAACAGCCAGUGCUUAACGAGGGGGCUUGAGCCCAGCUCUGGCCCUAGGUGCCAACCCAAAGACUUGCCGGUGUGCCCCCGAAGUGGAUAUGAGUUUAUGAGUGAGAUCGCUUUACCCGUGGAUGAGUACGUGUGUAAUGUGUUUGUAUGUGUCUAUAUUCAUCAAGACACAGACAGGCGAGGCCUCUAAGAGUGGCCAUCAGUUCCCUGCAGAAGCCGACCUUCCUUAGACCUGCCCUGUGGAGUCGGCUGCAUGGGGUCAUUAAAAUCCCACUGAGAAAACAGUCCACCUCGUCAGCUCUCUGCAGAAGGGACUGACUUUACCAAGUUCCUGAAAGUCUGCGGCGAGCACCAGUCCUACCGCCAAUCCACAUUUUGUUGAAAGUAUCGAUGAUGUGAUCGUCAGGUUUGUUUUGUUUUUUUGGGGGGGUGUUUUUGUUUUCCUGCUGGUGACACAGGAAAGAUCUGGGUGAAACCAGGGUAGGGCUGGUGGGCGACGCACUUGCGCGCCUUCUCGGAACCGUGCCUCCCGGGGCGGCCCCUGAGCCGGGCAGGGGCUCUCCAGCCUCCUAGUGCCCUUUACCACGGGCUCUCCCACUCCUGCAGCCCUGUAUCCUCUCAGGAGGAAGGAAGACGCUGAGGCGCCUCCAGACACCCACAGCGUGGCAUCAGAGGAGCCCCUGAACCCCAGAGGGCCCCCUUCGUGGCCGGGCGUCACUGCCCAGCCCUGGGGCGCGGGCGGCUCAUCCGUGGAGCCGAGGGGAGCCCCUGCUGUCGGCGCGGGUUCACGGAGCUGCGCUCGGCCGUGCUGCAGGGAAACUCCUCCGGGGCCGCGUGGCGUGGGCCACUGGUCUGUGGUUCGCAGGUGAGGACUCAGUUCCAUCUUGAUAUCGUCUCUUCCUGGCACGUGGCCUCGCUUUGGCUAUUGUCCCUCUGCGCCGUGGCCGAAAGUGUAGCUCCCGGCCAGGGUGAGACUCAGGGCCGUUCUGCCCACUGGAGCGACAGGCGGGGAUGCGAAAACCACCCCGAAGGCCACCAAGGCUCGCUGGGGAGCUCGGGGUGCCCCCGCGAGGAGGGGACCACGGGCCCGGGCAUGCGCUCAGCAGGGAGGGGCCGCUCAGGUGGCGUGACAACCGGAAGGGGCCUGGAGGGUGCAGGGGCACUCUACCCCUGUGCCUGGCACUUUCUAAAGCAGCUGGAGCAACCCACUUCCCUCGAGCGCAUGUGGGAGCAUCUGGCCCCAGACAGUCACUGCAGGGUGACCCCUGGCCCUGGAGGAUUGUGGCCGUCGUGGACCUGCCGAAGGUGGUUGGGCUCUGAGCUCAGUGGGGCCACCUGCCCGUACUCGCUGCCUCGAGCCGUGGCGGAGUGGCCAUCGGCAGGGGUUUGAGCUCAUGCUGCACCGCCGCCACUGUCCCCGCCGUCCCUGCCACGCUGGGCACCAGCAGGGCUGCGAUGGGUGCAUCCCGGAGCCUGGCCCAGAUGUGACUGUCUGCGAGAGGAAAGGGAAGUCUGACGUGAGAUGUACAUUUUAAUUUUUUAAACUGCUACAAACAUUGUACUUAUGAAUUAAAAGAAAAGAAUUAAGCGAUAACUUGCUGGGUGAGGCCUGCUUUGCUUGCGGAGAGCCUAGACCCCGCGGCGGGGAGGCAGGAAUUGAUGCCACACCAGCUGGAGCCCAGUGCCUCGGUCGGGGGCCGCCGGUCGGGGUGGCUGGCCAUGCGGGGCUGAGGAGGCGACCCGCGGGCCACCUCACAGCGGGCCUCCUGCCCGCACACGCGGCCGCGAAGGCUGCAGCGGUUCUGGUGGAAUCUCCCAGGGGCCGUGGGGUUUCGCCCGGAGCCCUACCCUGGAGGGGCGGUCAGGGCUGGCACAGGUUCUGGGGGGCUCACUCGGGGGCCACGACCUGACUUUUGAGCCCCUCACGGUCUAGCUGCCCCUUCCGCCUCAUUGGCCAUUGCCCCCCCGUGCUCCUGGGCGACAGCGUGAGGCGAUGCUGCCCUGUCUAUUUGAGCCGGUGAGUUCUUCCCACCUGAAAUGCUAGCUCCUCCUGGAAGUCUUCUCCACUCAGCUGAGUGGGCACCGUCCUUCCCAGCCCCCAGGAACCCCGGUAGUGAGCGUCACAGUCAUCUCGGGGCGCUGGUGAUUGCCCACCAACCUGCAAACACAGAGACCCUGGGCCGCGGGCUGCCCCGGGCAGGCGCUUCACAGUGUCUGCUGAAGUCCCCCCAGUUCUGGGAAGUGGGCGGCCCCGAGCCCGACCGUGGUGGGGGCCCCGAGAGACGGCCGAGCACGGGUGGACUGGCCCCUGCCUGUGGUCACGGCCGUGUGACCGCACACGCCUGCAGACAGGGUGUCGGGAUGUGCGCAGGCGCCGCAGGUGCGGGCAGUGUCGGCAGGAAGCUGCUUGGAGAGCGUUCAGCUGCUGGGCCUCGUGGACGGGCCGCACGGGUUCGUUUCCACCUGAGUUGCUCUGCGCGUUUGGGAAGAUCAUGUCGCCUCCACAGGUGUGUCUCCUCUGCGACACACCUCCAGGGCCCCUUCAGCUCACCCUUCAGAGCUGCCUAAGCUCUACCCGCCCCUCCCUGGUCCAGGCGAGGCAGCCAGACCCUGGCCGGCACACCUGGUCCACCUGCUGUUUCCAGAAAGGAAAUGCCCCCAGAUCCCCUGGAAAGAAGCGACGGCAUGUCCCCCACUCACCCUCCAGCCACCGUGCACAGGUGCCCUCGGUAGAGGGCAAGACCCCUCUUCAGAGGAAGCCCUUGCUUCCUGACCUGACGCCUGAGAGCCCUUCUGGGUCUGGGGGUGCCCGGCCCAGCCUCACCCCUCAGGGUAGCCUGGCCAUGGGCCCAGGCACCGCCGGACGGGGCAUUCUGCCAGGGCCCGGAGCCUGUGGGCACAGGGUGGGCCUGCUCUGUGGGGUCACCAGGGCUCCUGGGAAACCAUGAGGGUGUCCUGCAGUUUCCACGAGCUUGGGGGCCUCAACGGCCUGGCUUCUCCGUCUGGACGGCUCAUCCCCACUGGCCUUCCAAGCAGGAAACCCGGGGCCCGUCAUGGCCACGUCCUCUAGGGGCCUGACACUCUCAGGCCUUCACCGGCCAGGCCUCCACUCACCCGGCCCAGGGUGUGCUCGGAGGCUGGCUGGCCCAGUGGAGCCGUUGGGUCGGGGUUGGGUUCUGCCUGCUGAGGCGGAGGACUGAAAGUUACGGUCUGGGCUCCCGUGCGCGCGGGGAGAGGAUGGUGGUGCCGGCACGGUCGUCGCCCCCUGGCACCAGGGAGUCCAUCCUCCCGACCUGCCCUCCUUCAGCUCUGCCCUGCCUGCGCCCGGGCCUGGACCCAUCUCCCACACUCCCUGUGCUUCCCUGCCUCUGCCCAGCUGGGGGGUCUUCCUCGGCCAAACCCCUGCCUUCGGAGACGGGCUCAGCUCACCGCUGCCUGCUCCCAGGAGGUGCUGGAGGCCCCUGAGAGACGCCCCUUCCUGCCCUGAGCCUCCGCGGGGGGAGGCAGAGGCCUGUGCCGAGGUUCACAGCCCUGCCCAGCCGAGGGCACGUGGGCCCACCCGUGGGGCCGCGGGGAGCUGGGCCUGCCUUCCCCACCUGCCUGGCCCCUCCUCGUCCUUGGACACCGAAAGUGAGGGCUCUGCUUCCGGGAGCGUCCCCCGGGCCCCCCUCUCCAGGGCUUCCGGUGCCCCUGAAACCUGAGAAGAGACGGUUGGAGCCCAGCCUUUUACCCUGACUCUCCUGGACGUUUGGCUGGAGGCCUAGCAGGGGGUGUAGAUGCCUCCUCCGAGCCGCCUGGCUGCCAGGACGCUGAGCACGGGCAGCGAUGCCUCUGGGCCACAGCUGCCCUGCGGAGGCAUAGGGACCCCGCUGUCCUGGGGUUGACCAGGCCGGGUGCCCUGGGGCAGCAGCUUUUCCUGAUGACGAUUCGCCAGCCCCGCCAGGCCAGCACAUGGGCCUCUGCCCUCUCCCAAGGCUCCAAGGAGGGUUUGGGUGGGGGGAGGGAGGGGGCCGGGGGAAGGGGUCCCAGGGCCUUGGAGGUGCAGCCUCCAGCCGCAUGUCUGGCGGUGGGUACUUGUCCAGAGAGGACGACUCCUGUGCUCUGAGCCCCACUGUAGGUGAGGACAGGGGCUGGGGGCGGGGGGACGGCCGAGUCACAACCCGAGUUGGUGGAGCUGGGUCUGAGACCCUGAGCCGGCUUUGCCUGCCUCUCCCUUGGUCCCCCUGGCCCUGGCGCUGGGAGGCACUGAGGCAGCCCUGCUCUGUUCUUGGAGUCGUGGUUGAAGAAAGGUCCUCCUGGAGGAUGGUCAGGGUUGGCACAGGCUCUGGGGGACAGAGAGCCAGCGCUAGGGCCACUUGGUAGGUUGAAUCCUUCAUCUAGGGCGGGGCGGGGGGGAGGUUUCCUGGAGGAGGUGGGACUUGCGGUCACUGGUCCACUUGGCAAGCACUACUGAGUGCUCUAUGCCAGGUACCCAGGCUGGAGGAGUGCAGCAGUUGUCAGCCUUCCUGGGCGGUGCUGUGUGGUGUCCCUGUGUCCCCAGAGAGGGAGGGGCCUCCACCAGGAGCUGAUGGCAGGCCCGGGCCCUGACCCAGGGACCCCUGCUGCCCUUCCCCUCUACACUCCAAGAUCUGACUGGGGGGGAGGGAGGGAGCCCCAGCCAGCCCACCCCAUUCUGAGCACCUCCCCUCCUUCCGCCUAGGGCUUCAGCCCGCCUCGCAGGGUGUCAGAGGGCGAGCUCUGGGCACGUGGGUGCGGGGGGGGGCACCUGGGUGGAGACUCGGGGACGCCUCGCAUCCCAGGCUCAGCUUCCCUGUCCUGGGACGGCUCAGACCAAGAAGCUCCUGUCAUAGUCAGGCCCGAGGAGGGUCCUCUGUUGAAGGUGGAGGUUUUCGGCCUGGACUUUGUGAGCCCUUCCCCCCGAGUUCAGGCCACCCCGGAACCCUGAGGAUGCCAGGCAGGCUCACGGAUGGGCACGCUGGCCUGUGGGCCUGGGGGUGGGGCGGGGGCACCACGUGGCCAUUGCAGCCCGUCCAGCAGGUGUGAGGGCUCUUGCUGGCAAGCCACCUGCUUGAGUUUUACCUUCAAAAUGUUCAGUCCCGAUGCCUUAGGUGGCCCUUCUCUCUGAAGCCCCCGCAGGCUCCACUGCUCUGGUCUUCUGCCCGGCUAAGGCUUGGUCCCCUGGCCAGUCCCAGUGGGCACUCAGUCCCUAGGCCCUGCCGAGGUGGCGGCCCAUCCCCAGCCUGGCUCUCAGGCCCUGCUGUCCUGCCCUCCCCGUUACAGCCCCACCACCUCUCACUGCCCGUCCUGCACAUGCUCUGGGCCGGGCGGCCUUGCUGCCUCUCUUGGCCGGUCCUUCUGCAGAGCUCUCCUUCAUCCUACGCUGCACCACCUGGCUGGCGCUGGAGGUUCAUGUCCCUGUCCCCUGAGCCUCAGUCAAACACUGGCGGAGGCCUGCUGAGGGUGGGUGGCCGGGGACCCCAGCCAGUGCCAGUGGUCGCUUUGUCCAAGGUCAGCAUUGGGGGGCCUCUCAGGAGAGCCAGGAAGCAGCAGGGGCGUUUUCCCAGGACCAUGGGCAGAGGAGGCGUGACGGUGUCCUUCACGGGGAGCCUGGCGGCCACUGCACAACACAAGUCAAACCCAGUCCCGAGCCAGCCUGCCUGGGUUCUGGCCCAGCUUGGCUCCUUGACCACAGCGUGACCUCACCUUUGUCCCUCAGGCUGUUCAUCUGGAAAAUGGGAAUAACAGCAGUGCCAGCCUCCCUCGCAAGAGUGCCGUGAGGAUCAAAGUAGAAGACACAGACGUACCAGACAUACUGCACUUAGAACCGUGCCCAGUCGCCUUAGCAAGCGUCAUAGAGCUGGAAGGCAGAAAAUAAAUGGCUGGCUCAUGGAAGGUCCAAUUUGCAGGAGGGAAAAAGGGAAGAAGGACCAAAGUGUAUUGAAUAGGAAGACUUCAGAGAGGAGCUGAUGCCAGAACAGGGUUUUGAAGAAUGAAUAAGAGUUUGCCAGUAAGUCCGAAGGUGAAGUCUAGGCAACCUGCUGGGAAGGGAGGGGAUUUACUUGAGGUCAGUCCUUCGUUUGUUCACUCCUUUAUUCAGCAAGGCUUCCCCGAGCUGUCUCCUGCGGGGCCGUGGGGUACAGGAGCAGCCGACCCAGCUGAGUGGACCAGGCAGGUCUGGGUGUGGAUGGGGCUGAUUGAUGCAGGGCGAUCAGGACUGCGGUGGGGCUGCCCAUGGUGGGAGGGAUCCGCACCACCCGCUCCCAGCUACUCUCUGGUCUCAAGCACUGUGCCGGCCCCUCAGCCCACCCCAUGUGUCACCCAGGCCAGCAAGCAUCCCGCCUGCAAGGAGGGGAGCAGGCAGACAGUGGCCGAGCCAGGGGUGCUCGGGGCCGGAGCCCUGCCCCCGCCCAGCCUGGUGGUGGUGGCGUUUGUACCGUAAGUGUGAGCAUGUUGGCCGGAGGAUGGCUGUGUGCAGGGCAUGCAGGUGGGUGGGUGUUGGUGCACACACAUGUCUCUGCGGGUCCCCAAGAGUGUGUUCCUGUGUGAGUCUCCCCAUCUGUCUGUCUCUGCCCCUGCCACCCCUCUGUCUGUCGUCUCUCCUCCUCUGGGUCUCCUCAUUUGUUUGCACCCCAAUGCCUUACCCUGGGCCCUCCCUGGGCCCCCGCCUGUGUGAGCCGGGGCGGGGCAGAGGCGGGGGCUGCGGCCUGGACCCCACCUCUCAAGAGCCCGGUCUGCCCAGCGGAGGUGCCUCGUUCGGUGGCCUGGGCCGGCCAGCCUGGCGACAGGGCUGGGGCGCGGGGCGGGGCCGGGAGCCCGGGCCGCCGGUUUGGGGUCUGGCUCGCUCACUGCAAUGUUGAUGGCCCGUCAGGGCGGCCCUGAUUCCUGCGCUUUCAGUUAAAAGGUUUCUGUUGUUGUAGCUUAUGCAGUUGCUCUGUUGCUAUGGAAACGUGACAUCAAAAUGACGUUUCCCGUUUAAAAGCUUUUAACUAAAUUCCUGCCUGUCAGAUGUAGGCCCCAUUUUGAGCGAGGAGCUGCCUUCCAGGAGCGGGGCUCCCGCCGCCGCGGUGCGCAGGCCCCACGCGGCCCGGCCCGAGCGCGCUCUUUAACCCCGCAGGUGACCCCGGCAUGGCAGCGGCCGAGGUGCCCGGCUACCUCGUGUCCUCGCAGACGGAGAAGCACCGGCGGGCCCGCAACUGGACGGACGCGGAGAUGCGCGGCCUCAUGCUCGUCUGGGAGGAGUUCUUCGACGAGCUGAAGCAGACCAAGCGCAACGCCAAGGUCUACGAGAAGAUGGCCAGCAAGCUGCUGGAGAUGACCGGCGAGCGCCGGCUGGGCGAGGAGAUCAAGAUCAAGAUCACCAACAUGACCUUCCAGUACAGGAAAUUAAAAUGCAUGACAGAUAGCGAGUCCGUCCCGCCCGACUGGCCCUAUUACCUAGCCAUUGAUAGGAUUCUGGCCAAGGUCCCCGAGUCCUGUGAUGGCAAACUGCCGGACGGCCAGCAGCCGGGGCCCUCCACGUCCCAGACCGAGGCGUCCCUGUCGCCGUCUGCUAAGUCCACCCCUCUGUACUUACCGUAUAAGCAGUGCUCCUACGAAGGCCGCUUCCAGGACGAUGGCUCCGCCAGCUCCUCCAGCUUACUGUCCCUUAAGUUCAGGUCGGACGAGCGGCCCGUGAAGAAACGCAAGGGACAGGGCGGCCACUUGCAGAGGAAGAAGCUGCGGCUGCUGGAGACGAUGCUGGAGGAGCAGCGCCGGCUCAGCCGCGCCCUGGAGGAGACGUGCCGCGAGGUGCGCCGCGGGCUGGACCAGCACAGCCUCCUGCAGGCGCAGGGCCUGCAGCUGCAGGAGCGCAUGAUGAGCCUGCUCGAGAAGAUCAUCGCCAAGUCCGGGGUCUAGGCCGCCCACCGGCCCCCCGCCGCCGCCGCCUCAGCCUCCAGCGUUAAAGCCCCCCAGGCACGCGGCCGGCUGGGGCCCCGGGCUCACGGCAGGGCAGCUCCCGGGAAGAGCCUCCCGGAAUCUGCUCUCCAGUAUCGUCACUGUCGACGGUACUCGGAACGGCUUUUGAUGUUAAACGUGUCAUUUUCAUCACUGCCUGGAAGCGGAGGUCACGGUGCAGCCCUGGAGGGAGGCGCAGGCGGUCCCUCCCAAGACGAAGCGGGUGGACGCAGCGCGGGGGCAGGUGUGUCCCCCUCCCUGGGUCUGCUGCGUCGGCCCCGAGAGCCUCGAACACCUGGGCCAACCCCAGAGGCCUGCACCGCCUUCAGCGGCCUUUUCAUCUGUCCCCCCGGGACGUCGGGCGUCCCGACAGCGCUAAUAACAGCGGUGACCCUGCCCGCUGGGGACACCCUGUCCUGUUCCACCGUCUCUGCCCAGGGAUGCGGCGGGGAUGAGACGAGGCCGAGCCUUGGGGAACUGACACUCGGGGGGCAGGCAGGCGAGUGAGUGGAGAAGCCAGGUAACAGCAGGUUGUGAAAGUGCUGGCAGGUCAGGGCCGGGCUGGCCGUGGGCGCACGUAGCCGGCAGCCAUCCAGGGGCUGCCUCCCCGGGAGGGAGAGGGGCUGGGGGUGGGAGCCUCAGCGCUGCGAGAUCUGCCAGCAGGAAAGCCCUUCCAGAGCCCCCCCGCCCCCCAGUUCCUCCUGAGUCUCAUCUGGGCCCAGGUGGCUGAAAGAAGGCACCACAGGAGAGCCGGGGGUUACGUCUUGUUCAGGGCCUCCCUGGGGACGUAGCCUGGGACGCUGCCACUCCGUAGCUCUGAGGACGCUCUUCCAAAAAAGUGGGGAGAAAGAAGCCUCUUGAUAUGUGACUUUUGGUAGGAGAUAUGGCAGUCAGGUCCCAGUGAAAGGUCACAGCUAGUCACAAAGAACAGACGUCUCAGUUAAUGGCUGUAGCGCUUUUCUCUGUAUGGGAAGAACCGGAUUCAUUAAAACUUGCUGAGAUACACGUC
Messenger RNA from Aethalodelphis obliquidens (Pacific white-sided dolphin), 10365 nucleotides. RefSeq names its product Myb/SANT DNA binding domain containing 1 (gene MSANTD1). The record is from RefSeq and is a predicted model, not a curated record. Gene Ontology annotation, biological process: positive regulation of DNA-templated transcription. Bases 8547 to 9317 code for a protein of 256 amino acids. NCBI's taxonomy places the organism in Eukaryota, Metazoa, Chordata, Mammalia, Artiodactyla, Delphinidae. Gene Ontology annotation, cellular component: nuclear body. The transcript has 4 exons.